Messenger RNA from Pterocles gutturalis (yellow-throated sandgrouse), 768 nucleotides. Its product is annotated as T-box transcription factor TBX22-like. Lineage: Eukaryota; Metazoa; Chordata; Aves; Pterocliformes; Pteroclidae. The transcript is spliced from 2 exons. Bases 1 to 768 code for a protein of 255 amino acids. The record is from RefSeq and is a predicted model, not a curated record.
AUGGAUGGGAUUAGACACACGUGGGUAUUUUUCUUAGACGAGAGCCAAGUAACAACAUCAAAUAAUGUGUGGACAGAUCUUCCCAUUUUCCAGGAGCUGGUUUUUGGAGCAAGUUUACGCUUGAAUGGACACCGGCAGCAGGGAGAUGUGAAGUCCUCCAAGGGUGGGAGCUCCAGUUCUUCACCGGUGACGUCCAGCGGUGGGACCCCCUCUCCUCUCAACCCCCUGCUCUCUCCAUCGUGCUCACCUCCCACGUUUCACUUGUCGGCGACCAACCUCGGCGUGUCGUGCCCCGAGACCUACCUACACAACCUGAGCGUGCCCCUCUACUACAAGAUCUGUCCUACGAGCUUCCUAAGACAACAGUCUCUCCUCUUUCCAAGCCAUGAAAAACUGGGAAGCACCAACCCACAUCUUUUACCCCACUUCAUGGUGGAGAUGCCAAAACUAUCUUCCCUCGGCAUAACCAACCUGAAAAACACCAAAGCUGAAGACUUAACCGGGCAAUGUCCCCCCAAUUCUGCCAGUCAAAUGCUGUAUGGAUUACAUGCAUCUGGAAACAUUUUCCCAUCAAGUCCCAUUGCUCGGGAAGCACUUAAUUGUUCUUUACAUCCUCCAUAUGGCUUGUACGGUUAUAACUUCUCCGUGCCAUCCAGACUGAUGAACGCAGCGAGCCAUUUCAAAGUGAGUGACAGCAUCCCAGCUUCGAUGAGAGAUGGCAGAUGUAACCACUCCAACUGGCACCCGACAUCUAACCAUUGCCUUUAG